GACACCAACAACAUGGCCUCGCUGGCUCGAAGUUUUUUGCGAUUUGGGCAACGAAAUCUUAUCAAAAUACUCAUUAAACCUGAGAUAUUUUCCGUCCCAAGUGUUUGUUUAUUGAACAAUGAGUAUCUAGGUACCAGAAAUGCCUCCAGUGGCUCCAGGAAGGCUGCCAAGCCUAUCUUGAAUAAGGAGAGACUUGCCAAGGGUCUACCCAAACAGUUUCCUAUCCCAGGGGUCAAGCAUAUUAUUGUAGUGGCGUCGGGCAAAGGGGGUGUUGGCAAGUCGACAACUGCAGUCAACCUUGCUCUUGGAUUGGCGGCCAUUGAUAAGACUAAGACAAUUGGUAUCCUCGAUGCUGACGUGUACGGACCCUCCAUACCCAGACUGAUGAACCUGAAUGGCGAACCAGAACUAAAUGAUCAAAACCUCAUGAAACCCCUGGUCAACUAUGGCAUUAAGUGUAUGUCUAUGGGGUUCCUAGUUGAUGAGAAAUCGCCGAUUGUGUGGCGGGGCCUGAUGGUGAUGUCAGCCGUGCAGAAACUCCUGAGACAGGUGCUAUGGGGACCGUUAGAUUACCUGGUGGUCGACAUGCCCCCGGGAACUGGUGAUACGCAACUGUCUAUGACACAGAAUAUACCUAUAGCUGGGGCUGUCAUUGUCUCAACACCUCAAGACAUUGCCCUCCUCGAUGCCAGGAGGGGCUAUGAGAUGUUCAGGAAAAUCAAUGUGCCCGUUCUCGGCGUGGUCCAGAACAUGAGCUCAUACCAAUGUACGAAAUGCGGCCAUACGGAGUACGUGUUUGGAGAGGGAGGCGCUAGACAUUUGGCCCGUGAAUUGGGUAUAGAAUUCCUUGGUGAUGUCCCCCUCCAUAUUAGUAUCAUGAAGACAUCAGAUGCUGGCAAGCCUAUUGUCAUAUCGGACCCAGAUAGCCCCAGGGCCAAGGCCUACCUGGACAUUGCCCAACAGGUGCUGAGGAAGGUAGAGGAGAUGGGAUCAGGGAAUGCGUGAUAAUCACCUGGUACUGUGUUAUAUGAUUUGUACUGCUGAAGGGGUACUCUGCAUGUAAGCAGAGGUUUAUUUUAAGGUUUAUUUUCAGUCUAAAUUAGCAAAAUAUACCUAUAAUUUUAAUUUUAUCCACAAAUGAGAUUCAAUUGAAGUUUGGCUAAGCUGAUAGUAGAAAUCGCAAGUAAUUGAAAUCAUGCUAAAAUGAGACUUCUUGGAUAUCUAACUGGUACACACACGGCAAUGGAAAAUUUUCCAGCAGGAAGUUGUGUAUUUUGUGUCAGAUGGAGAUUUUUCUCCUCAAGUUAUUCAUAAGGUUAACAAUUUAUAUGUGAUAUCACAUGUAUGUUCAUUGUACAUUUAGCAGAUUUAUAUUGUUGUUGAUACUUGUCACACUUAAAAAUUCAAACAUUGAAGAAGUUCCACUAGAAUGUGAUUGCGUUUAGUAAAUUCCCAAAGCUGUUAGUGGUGUUGGCAGACCUCAAGUUGUUUGGCAGUGUGUUCCACAGUUGAAACAUCGUCGUCCAAAUGAUAUGCAGCUGAUGUUUUAACCUUGACGUUUGAAGAUGAGCCUGGUUCUUUCUGACUUUGAAGCAGAAGUUGUGAGUGAGGUUGUCAAUACUCCACUUGUGAAUGUCCGGGGGGGGGGGGGGGUUCAAGGUGGUCAAAAAAGGCUAAUGGAAAAGAGUUAAUAAUGUUAAUUCAACCCACAAGUUGAGGUCCUAAGGGCUGUGGAAAUUGUGAUUGAUGCAAGCAGUUGAAAUCAUGUUGACCAGCAUAUUUUUCUCCGGUUCGUUGUCGAAUGUGCUCUUGGCAAAGGCAUUAAAACCUUUGACCAAACCUUUUGUGCUUUUGUAAAAAAUGAUUGUACAUUGUCGAUUUGGUGAAAUAUUUUGUACAUACAAAGUCUGUAAUAAAAUUCGUGUAAGAA
This is a messenger RNA of Lineus longissimus, 1930 nucleotides long. RefSeq names its product iron-sulfur cluster transfer protein NUBPL-like. The record is from RefSeq and is a predicted model, not a curated record. Bases 13 to 1005 code for a protein of 330 amino acids. Gene Ontology annotation, molecular function: ATP-dependent FeS chaperone activity; ATP binding; 4 iron, 4 sulfur cluster binding. Gene Ontology annotation, biological process: mitochondrial respiratory chain complex I assembly; iron-sulfur cluster assembly. Lineage: Eukaryota; Metazoa; Nemertea; Pilidiophora; Heteronemertea; Lineidae. Gene Ontology annotation, cellular component: mitochondrion. The transcript is spliced from 9 exons.